Molecule: messenger RNA, 500 nt
Organism: Humulus lupulus (European hop)
Lineage: Eukaryota; Viridiplantae; Streptophyta; Magnoliopsida; Rosales; Cannabaceae
Product: pyrophosphate--fructose 6-phosphate 1-phosphotransferase subunit beta-like
Exons: 6
Coding region: 81-500 (139 amino acids)
Biological process (GO): response to glucose; photosynthesis; glycolytic process
Cellular component (GO): cytosol
Molecular function (GO): diphosphate-fructose-6-phosphate 1-phosphotransferase activity; 6-phosphofructokinase activity
Source: RefSeq, a predicted model, not a curated record
CAGCUGGAAUCAUGAAGGGCAAGUAUGUGGAACUUACACCAUAAUAUAUUUACCCGUACAGAAACCAGGGUGGUUUUGAUAUGAUAUGUAGUGGAAGAGAUAAGAUUGAAACUCCAGAGCAGUUUCAACAAGCUGCAGAUACUGCCGCGAAGCUUGAUUUGGAUGGACUUCUUGUUAUUGGUGGGGAUGACUCUAACACAAAUGCCUGCCUCCUUGCUGAGAAUUUCAGGGGAAAGAAUUUGAAAACUCAGGUGAUUGGGUGUCCAAAAACCAUUGAUGGUGACUUGAAAUGCAAAGAAGUCCCAAUAAGUUUUGGGUUUGAUACUGCUUGCAAGAUAUAUGCAGAAAUGAUUGGAAAUGUCAUGAUAGAUGCCAGAUCAACUGGAAAAUAUUAUCACUUUGUGCGGCUUAUGGGGCGUGCAGCUUCACACAUAACACUUGAAUGUGCUUUGCAAACUCAUCCAAACAUUACAAUUGUUGGAGAAGAGGUACCUUUGUAG